UUCUCUUCUUCUUCUUCUUCAUUCUUCUAUUCCUCCUGUUUCCAUUCAUUCAACUCCCUCGCAAUUCGCAUCCUGUCCUCGUCCCGCAGUUCGCGCCUCAAGCCCAACACCAUAACCCAAAGGAACUCAUCGCAAUCCACAAUGGGUCUCGCCGAUACGCGCUUCAAGCUCAACACCGGAGCGGAGAUCCCAGCUCUCGGUCUCGGAACCUGGCAAUCCGCGCCCGGCGAGGUCGAGAAGGCCGUCCGGCACGCCAUCCAGGUGGGGUACCGCCACAUCGACACGGCGUUUGCGUACCAGAACGAGCACGAGGUGGGCAAGGCUAUCAACGACGCGAUCGCGGCGGGGGAAGUGAAACGCGAGGAGCUGUUCGUGACGACCAAGCUGUGGUCGACGUGGCACUACCGGGUGGCGGAGGCGCUGGACCAGAGCCUGCAGACCAUGGGGCUGGACUACAUCGACCUGUACCUGGUGCACUGGCCGGUGGCCAUGAACCCCAACGGGAACCACCCGGUCGUGCCCAAGCUCCCGGACGGCUCGCGGGACCUGCACCUCGACCACCCGCACGUCGAGACGUGGAAGAGCAUGGAGAAGCUGGUCGGCGCCGGCAAGACCAAGGCCAUCGGCGUCUGCAACUACAGCGUUCCCUAUCUGCAGGAGCUCCUGGCCCAGGCCACCGUCGUCCCCGCCGUGAACCAGAUCGAGAACCACCCGGCCCUGCCGCAACAGGAGGUCGUCGACUUCUGCAGGGAGAAGGGCAUCCACGUCACCGCGUACAGCCCGCUCGGCAGCACGGGCAGCCCCCUGUUCUCCGCCGACCCCAUCGUCGAGGUCGCCAAGAAGAAGGACGUCGCCCCCGCGACUGUUCUGCUGAGCUGGCACAUCGCGCGUGGCUCUUCGGUUCUCGCCAAGUCGGUGACUCCUUCUCGCAUCGAGGCCAACCGCCAGCUGGUCGAGCUUGACGAGUCGGAUCUGGCCACCAUCGCCAAGUACACGGACGAGCUGGCUCGGACGAAGUCCUUCAAGCGUUACGUUUUCCCGCCCUUCGGUCUGGACUUUGGGUUCCCUGACAAGGUCGCCAAUUAAGUACCACGAUGGAAUAGGCACACUCGGCAACAGUGCAGCACGUCAACUAUGGUAGAAGGGUUUAUAGAGAGAGAUAUAGAAGCCAUUUGGUUGGUUGAUCGGUUGGUUCAGAAGAAAGAACCAAGAGUGACUAGUUGUAUAUGACUCUGAUAUAUAAGACUUCUUGUAUGAUUGAAAUGAC
This is a messenger RNA of Aspergillus aculeatinus CBS 121060, 1267 nucleotides long. RefSeq names its product putative glycerol dehydrogenase. The record is from RefSeq and is a predicted model, not a curated record. Bases 142 to 1086 code for a protein of 314 amino acids. Gene Ontology annotation, molecular function: aldose reductase (NADPH) activity. The transcript has 3 exons. Lineage: Eukaryota; Fungi; Ascomycota; Eurotiomycetes; Eurotiales; Aspergillaceae. Gene Ontology annotation, cellular component: cytosol.